CACUGAAAAAUGGUCAGUUGCCUUACUCAUUACCAAGUAAGGAGUCAAAAAAUACAGCCUGUAACCCUUUAUUAGUUAUAUGGUCUACACCUAAAGAAGAAAAAUGAAGGUCGUUGUGCUUCUACUUGGCCUGUGUUGCUUCCACCAAACAUCUGGAGUGACCCACUCCCUACAGUACUUCUACACCGCCUCCACAGAAAUAUCCAACUUCCCUGAGUUUGUGGCAGUUGGAAUGCUGGAUGGGAUCCAGUUUUAUUACUAUGACAGUAACAGCAAGCAAGCUGUGCCUAAACAGAACUGGGUUAACGAAGCUGCAGACCCUCGGUACUGGGAGAGGAACACUGCAAAUUGCCUGGGUUCCCAACAGUCUUUCAAAGCAAAUAUAGAUAUUGUAAAGCAACGCUUCAAUCAAACUGGCGGUGUGCACACUUUCCAGAAAAUGUACGGCUGUCAGUGGGAUGAUGAGAGUAAAGCUACAGAUGGAUUUAAUCAGUUUGGUUAUGAUGGAGAGGACUUUAUCACUCUGGAUCUGAAGAACCUGAGAUGCAUUGCUUCAACACCAGAGAGUCUCAUCACAAAGAACAAGUGGGACAAUGACAGAGCUUGGCUUGAGAAUAAUAGGAACUACUUCACCACAGAGUGCAUUGAUUGGCUGAAGAAGUAUUUGCAGUAUGGGAGCAGCACUCUGGAGAGGAAAGUCCGCCCAGAAGUCACUCUCCUCCAGAAGGACACUGCAGUGAUGUGCCAUGCUACAGGCUUCUACCCUGAAGGAGUGAUGAUCACCUUGAAGAGAGAUGGAGAGGAGAUGCUGGAUGAUGUGGAUGUGGGGGAGACACUGCCCAAUGAGGAUGGAACCUUCCAGAAGAGAGCUGUGCUUACCGUGUCACCUGAGAUGAAGAAGGGGCAGUACACCUGUGAGGUGGCCCACAAGAGCGGACCUCCUACUUUUAAGACCCUGAUUGUGGAAGAUGGCAAUAUCCUUGGUAUCAUCAUUGGCUGUGUUGUGGCUGUUGCUGUCGUGACUGGUGUGAUUGUCGCCAUUGUUAUGAUGAAGAAGAAAGGCUACAAAAAGGCAGAGCAGUCCGAUUCAGAAUCUGAUCACUCCAACGGUGCACGGACUUGAGGUAACUGCUGAAUGUGAAGAGUGAGGAGCAAUGAAGAAGGAUAUGCAAAUCAACAAACAGAUUUCUCUCUAUAUGCAACAUCCUACAAUGGUUAUAUCCAUGAUUUAGGUAUAAUGUUAAGAUUUUAUGUCUAUUUACUUUCAUCCAGUUUUUAGCAAUAACUCAUCCUUUUCUCAAACUGCUGUACAAACAAAAUAGAUUCUAGUGCAGUCAAAUCUGUUCUAUUGGUGUGAAGAGUAUUGAUUUGAAUAUAAUAGUAGGCAUUGUGGUUUCUUUAAUUGUAUUGUGUUGGUGUGCUGUUGCUUUGUAUUGCUCUGUACAAUGUGUUUAAUAUAUUUGUUUCACCAUUUGAACUGGUGAUGGGAAGUGGGCAAUUCUUGAUUCUAGGGUGAAACAAAGAUCCACUUUUUUUUUCCAUCUUUCAUAUUUUCAAUUUUUUCCAGUCAGCAAUUGAAUGAGUCAAUAACCAGAUUGACUACAUAUAGACUUGAUUCACAAACAUAAAAAUUUAGAAUUGUGUUAAAAAUUGAUAUUGUAGAUACUGCUGUCAUCAAUGGAAAUGUAUUACAAAAAAUAAAAUCUACCAAAUUGGAA
This is a messenger RNA of Alosa sapidissima (American shad), 1718 nucleotides long. RefSeq names its product putative HLA class I histocompatibility antigen, alpha chain H. Gene Ontology annotation, biological process: immune response. Bases 104 to 1123 code for a protein of 339 amino acids. Lineage: Eukaryota; Metazoa; Chordata; Actinopteri; Clupeiformes; Clupeidae. Gene Ontology annotation, cellular component: external side of plasma membrane. The transcript is spliced from 8 exons. The record is from RefSeq and is a predicted model, not a curated record.